Equus caballus (horse) is the source of this 5376-nucleotide messenger RNA. The record is from RefSeq and is a predicted model, not a curated record. NCBI's taxonomy places the organism in Eukaryota, Metazoa, Chordata, Mammalia, Perissodactyla, Equidae.
CCAAAGCAGAGCGUGCUCACUUAACCACUCAGCCACGAGGCUGGCCCCUGGAGUGAUAUUUCUGAAGCAUGAGUCAAAUCAUUUCACUCCUCUUUAUACAACCGUUAGCAUAAAAUCUGAACUCUCCACAAUGACCUACAGGCCUUACCUGAUCUGGCUGCUGCCUGUCUCUCUGACUUCAUCUCCCUCUGCUCUGUCUUCAUUCUCUACGUCCCAGUCACACUGACCUUUCUGUCCAUCACAGGGCAUCGAUGCUUGCUGGUUUUGUCUGCUUGGAGUGCUUUUCUCCUUGACUUUACGUGGUUUUUUCACUUUCCAUUAAGGCCUUGACUCAGUUGUGAUCUUUUCUGAAAGGUCUUUGCUGGCCACACUAGCUAAGUAGCCUCCCAGUCACUCUCUACUACAAAACCCUAUUUUGUUUUCUUCAUAGUACUUAGAAUACUUCAAAUUACAUUUAUUUAUUUAUACAUUUAUUAUUGCUCUCCACGCCUCCUGAAAUGUAAGCCCUUAAAGACAAGGAAUCAUAUCUCUCUUAUCAUGCAUUCUGUCAGUGCUCAGAACACUGCUCGACACAUAGUAGGCUUGCAAAUGUGUGCUGACUGACUCACUGCUUGUCUCAGUAGUCUUAUCUCAUAGCACUGUUCUUGCCCACUGUGUUCCAGGUUAUAUACUUCUCUGUUUUGAAAGUGCCAUCCUCUCUCCUGAGGUCUCUUGCAUCUGCUGUUUCCUAAACCCACCCCAGACCCCACACCCACUUGCCAUUUAUCCUUCAGAUAUGAGUCACUUACUUAGAGAUGACUUCCCUGACCUCCAUUCUAGGUUAGGAUUCCCUUCCCAUAUCACCUUAUCCUUUUUCAUAGCAGUCAUCACAUUGAAAAUUAUUUGUAAGCUCUUUGCAGGUAGGGACCAAGUUCUAUUCUUCCCUCAUUUUAUCUCCAGCAUUUAAUGUCUGGGACAUAGUAGGCAUGCAAAUAUUUGUGAGCUGAAUGAAUGACUGUUGAGUGAAUGCAAGAUUGAGAGGAUCAAAUUAUAUAAAAAUUAGGAGAGCAAUUGGCAUCGAGUGUAGGUUAGCUGAAUCUGCCCUCCCUACUUCAUAGAAGUUUUUGGAUCUUGUGAGUUAGGGAUAGGAAAGCAUUAUAGAAACUGAAAGUGCUUUAUAAAUAUGAGAAUUAUUUUUCUUUUUUUGCUAAGGCCUAUUCACCAUCAGAUCCUUAUGGUUUGAUGAUCUUUCAAAGUAUAAAGCUUUAUGUUUCUUAGCAAUAAUGCCUGAUUCUGUUAUUUUAGAGCUAGUUUAGGUGGUAAAAUAUAAAGAAUUGAGGCUAAUGUUGAGGCCAGAUUAUAAGGUAGCUACAUUCUUGACACUCUUCGUUCAACUGGACCAUCUUUCUUUAGCAAUACAUGUGAGUUUUAAUCUUGCCGCCGAUGUGUGACCUUGGCCAAAUUAGAUGAUCUCCUCAAGUCAGGUAUAUCUUGGUAAACCUAGUGAAUAUAAUUCCUGUCUCCCCAAUAUCUCGCCAGAAUCGGAUUAAAGUUAGUAAAAUAUUUCAAAUUUCCUGUGUGAAAUUUGCUCCCUUUAUAUAAAAGGUAAUUUCGUUUUCUUAUUAAUUUAAUUUCUUCAGAGCCUGCCAUUGUUUCAUGCCAAGAACAAAGCUGUGUAUUUUAGAAGCUUUCUUUUCACAUUUUCCUGUAUCUGUCUUGUGUCACUCAGACCCUCGAGAUGUGUACAUCAAGGACUCAGAGUUUAUAGCUCAAAGUUGUAAAAGAUGUUCGUUCCUUUUUCUCUUGCUAAGGAUAUUCUGUCCACCACUUGCCUUUCUGGAACUAUUGAUCCUUUUUUUUUUCAUUUUUAAUCUUCUCACUUAGAUGUACUGCUUCAGGGCAAUUCACCCAAUGGUAUAACCAAAAACUAAAAUGUUCCUCAUUGCCUACAGUUUUACAUCCAAAUGCUUUUUGCGUUCCAGGGGUCGGUAGGAUUUUUCGAGUGCUGCAGUGCAUUCAAUGUGGUGUGUUUGCUAAUAGGUUGAUAAUGUAACAAACCACAGCUAGUGGGCAGGGUGGUGCAAUGAGAUACCAUUCUGUUGCUUUUCCAGAAUAAGCACACUCCUCGACCUACUGACCAAAGGUGGUUUUCCCAUUAGCUUUUCGAAUGGUUAAGAUGGGGGUGGAAGAGGCACUUAGGUGCAGAGAAUAACUUAAGAGGUUGACUUAGACACCUUUUUUGUCUAUUGAGUUGUCUGUGGGGCCUUUUGAUUUCAUUUCAGGGCAUCUUCCUACCUCCCCUACCUCCCCCCGCCCCAAACAAGACAAAAUCUGACACAGUUCCAAGGGCAAAUCUAUUCCUGAACAAAUGCCAAAGACAUUUUAAAGAUUGUGUCUUACCAGAGAGAGUAAGAAGAAAGCUAAUGAGAAAGAGAAUAGCAUCAAUAAGCGUGAAAGUAUCCUGGGUAGUCUGAGAUCAGUCUCUUCAUGUCCCAUAUCUUAACAUGUUGCUUUGUUUUGAAAAAGGCUAUUUAUUGAGUCAUCUCUGUGGACAGCACCAUGAUAAGCAAUUGUACGUGCAUUAUUUCAUAACCAUCCUAGUCACCCUGCAAGAUGAGGAAACUAGAAUAGUUCCGUUUGAAAAUAGAGCUUGAAGACAAACGUGAAUGUAACCCUUUACACCCCAAGACGUGAUUCUAAGAACUUUUCCUCAAACUAUCUUACUUUUUUGGUUUGAUGCCUUUGUACUCAGAUUGAUUUUGCCUUGAGUCAUCCAGAGUUAUGAGAGUGACCAGGGUUACAGUUUAGUGAAAUGACUGACUGGAUGAUGUAUUUUAAUGGAAAAUGUCUGGGCCAAAGGAAUCAACAGUCUUGGGGGAGCUAAACCUGGUUCCACACUGAGUUUUAUGACCUUGUGGAAGUCAUUUCCUUCUUUGGUCAAGUCACUUCCUGCUUGUCCUCUCUAAACCGAAGAGCACUUCCAGCUAUAGACGACCACGAAUCUCUCGUUGGAAAUAUAGACUCUCAGAGAGUGAAUCUACUUCAGCAAAAACAGGCAGACCUCUGAGACCAGCCAAGGACUUUUGAGAGUGGAAGGAGAGCUGGUCAUCUGUCUUCAAUCUCAGGCUAUCGUUUGGAAGCAAUGAGUUUAAAACCCUUCACCUACCCGUUUCCAGAGACGAGGUUUCUUCAUGCAGGACCCAAUGUGUAUAAAUUCAAAAUCAGAUAUGGCAACAGCAUAAGAGGGGAAGAGAUACAAGAUAAGGAAGUCAUCGUCCAGGAGCUGGAGGAUUCUAUUCGUGUGGUCUUAGGAAACUUGGACAAUUUGCAGCCAUUUGCUACAGAACACUUCGUUGUAUUUCCUUAUAAAAGCAGAUGGGAGAGAGUGGCCCACCUGAAAUUCAAACAUGGGGAAAUCGUCUUGGUCCCCUAUCCAUUUGUUUUCACUCUGUAUGUGGAGAUGAAAUGGAUUCAUGAAGACUUGUCGCCUGGGAAACCAGUAAACGACUGUCCUCUUGGGUUGGUCCUUCCUGAGAGGACAGCAGCAGGAGCCAUGCUGAGGAAACGAAAACGCGGGCAAGUGCCCAGCUCCCCUGGCAGGCCAGGACUGGACAGGGCCAAGAUGGGGACUUCCAGCCAAGACUCCAGCAAAAAGAAGCCCCCUAUGGAAACCAGAAGGAACAGGGAAAGAAAAACCCAGCAGGAAUGGCAGGAGACUCCAGCGUUUGAUAUCACCAAUGUCCAGGACCAGGAUUCUAAGCGUGGAGAUAGCGUAGCAGGGCAGAUUGUCCCACCAGUGCCGCAGAACAAUCCACCUCCACCUGAAGGACCCACAGAGCUGGGAACCAGUGGCUUCUUUGGGUUUCUAAGCCCUGGCCCUUGGGCAGCUUUUGGACACAAGGGAAGCAGAAAGCAGCAGAGGCGGCUCUCUGAGGACCACACCUCAGAGAAGAGCUAGAUCUCCCAGGUGGGACUGCUCGAGGCCUCUGCAGGGAGGCAGGCCUGAAAGCCGAUCUCCAAGAGGGCGUGGCUCCAGGAUGCUGGCAAAUAAAAAUCCGGAGAGCCCGCACCGUCUGGAGACCAGCAGUAGGCGCGAGGACCCACUCAGCAAGCCAUCACUCGGUUCCUGGGCCUUGGAAGUGGUAAGGCCCCUGAGGCAAGGGGAGCCCUGGGAGGGCCUCGGCACUGUGGAUAAGGGUCCUGCAGGCCAAGAAGGGGCAGCUGGAGGGAGACGGAGGUUAGUGCUCCAGAUGGUGGGAGAAAUUCCGGGGGAGAAUCAGUGCAGUGGGCUGACACACAAGUCACAUCCAGAGACAGCUGCUCACACUCAGACCCAUCCAGAGAGACACUCACAGGCAGACACACACACACACCCAAAGGCAGACACAGGGAAAAGACAGCUCCACUCACAGAACUCAGAAAGACCAACCUAGCCAGGCUCAUUCACCUGGAGGCAUUCGGUGUUUAAAGAACUCGCCCUCCCACCUGCACACCCAUCUAGAGACGUCUGUCUGCCCGCUGUGUUUCAGAUGCCCAUGGCGUCCCCCCAAACCCUGCUCCUCUGGCUGCUGGUCCUGGCAGUCACUGAAGGCCAGGGUCGGCAGGUGGCCAUCCCAGGCUGCCACUUGCACCGUGAGUAACCCUGGGAGCAGAGAGCUGGGUGGGUGCAGUUAGCUGAUGGACUAGACCGAGGGGCAGGUAGCACCCUCCAUGUGGUUCGGGCAACAGAGCUGGGCGAGCCUUCGCAGAGGCACUGUCUACCACUCGCCUGUCUCCUUCUAGCCUUCAACGUGACGGUGCGAAGUGACCGCCAAGGCACCUGCCAGGGCUCCCAUGUGGCACAGGCUUGUGUGGGCCACUGCGAGUCCAGUGCGUUUCCUUCCCGCUACUCCGUGCUGGUGGCCAGUGGCUACCGACACAACAUCACCUCCGUCUCCCAGUGCUGCACCAUCAGCAGCCUGAGCAAGGUGAGGGGCCAGCCCAGUGGGGGUUCCUUGGGGUUUGGGGGAGACAGACACCUAAGAUGGCCCAGAGAAGGGGGCUGGAACAUGGACCCUGAUCUCCCACAGGUGAAGGUGCAGCUGCAGUGUGGGGGGAACCGGAGGGAAGAGCUGGAGAUCUUCACGGCCAGGGCCUGCCAGUGUGACAUGUGUCGCCUCUCGCGCUACUAGCCCAUCCUUUCCCUCCUCCAUUCCCUUGGUCAGAGGGUUUGAGUUGGAGUAUAUCCUGUCUAUCCCAAGCCUUACUGUGGACAACAGCUCCAACCUUCUUAAGAUUCUGUGACUGUCACCUCCUGAGAAGAGGGGAGUUCCUGCCUCCGCCUGGCCUCCUAAGCAGCCUUUCAUCAUUUCCCUUCCCUCUCUGUCCCUAGCCCUAAAUAAAGCAAGCAGUGCUCGA